Molecule: messenger RNA, 2769 nt
Organism: Boleophthalmus pectinirostris (great blue-spotted mudskipper)
Lineage: Eukaryota; Metazoa; Chordata; Actinopteri; Gobiiformes; Gobiidae
Gene: bicd1a
Product: bicaudal D homolog 1a
Biological process (GO): protein localization to organelle; positive regulation of receptor-mediated endocytosis; regulation of microtubule cytoskeleton organization
Cellular component (GO): cytosol; Golgi apparatus
Molecular function (GO): dynein complex binding; cytoskeletal adaptor activity; dynein intermediate chain binding
Source: RefSeq, a predicted model, not a curated record
AUGGCCGCGGAUGGGGGAUGCGGGGAAAAGGCGGAGGAGUACCGUGCCGAGGUGGAGCGGCUCACGCUGGAGCUGGCAGAAGCGAACCGGGAGAAGAUCAGGGCGGCAGAGUGCGGGCUGGUGGUGCUGGAGGAGAACCAGGCGCUGAAAGUGAAGUAUGCGGACCUGGAGAGCGAGCAGGAGGCUCUGAGGAGGGAGCUGGAGCAGUUACAGGAGGCCUUCGGACUGGCCUACACAAACCAGCGUAAGGUGGCAGAGGACGGAGAGAGCAAUGAGGAGACGCUGCUGCUGGAAUCUGCAUCCAAAGAGGCCUAUUACAUGGGCCGCCUGCUGGAGCUGCAGACAGAGCUGACCCUGAGCCGCUCUGUGGCUUCCAACGCCCAGGCCGAGACCGAGAGGCUCACCGGUCUAGCACAGGAGCUACGAGAGGCCAAUGAGACUCUGGAGUUACAGAGAAGCAGAAUGAAAGAAGAAAUCAAAGAGUACAAGUUCAGAGAGACUCGGCUGCUCCAAGACUACACUGAGCUGGAGGAGGAGAACAUCACGCUGCAGAAAUUGGUCUCAACGCUCAAGCAGAGCCAGGUGGAGUAUGAAGGGUUAAAACAUGAAAUCAAAGUUCUGGAGGAGGAGACUGUUCUUCUGAACAGUCAGCUGGAGGAUGCUCUUCGUCUGAAGGACAUUUCCCAGGGCCACUUGGAGGAGGCACUGGACGCCUUAAAGAACGAGAGAGAACAGAAGAACAACCUGCGGAAAGAGCUUUCGCACCACCUCAGCCUGAGCGACAGUGUGUAUGGAGCAGGGGCACACCUGGCGCUCACUGUCACUGGGGUCGAGGGCCUCAAGUUCAGUGAAGAAACCAACAGCACGAGCAGUAACCAGCCCUCCAGCUCCAACGGGAACAAUGAGGACUGCAACAGGCGUAAUGGGCACCUUCACACUGGAGCAGGAUUGGCUAAAAUAAAUGGAGAGUAUCGUCCAGGGAGAAAGGGGGACAGCCUGCACCCUGUGCCAGAUCUGUUCAGCGAGCUCAACAUGUCUGAGAUGCAGAAGCUCAAGCAGCAGCUGCUGCAGGUGGAGCGUGAGAAAGCCACUCUCCUCCGUACUCUACAAGAGUCCCAGGUGCAGCUGGAGCACACACAGGGCGCCCUGAGCGAGCAGAACGAGAGGGUGCACCGCCUCACAGAGCAUGUCAAUGCAAUGAGGCAGCUCAAUGGAGACAAAGAGCUGGCAGACCCCCAAGAGAGUGAGAAACCAGACGGUGGUCUGUCCCCUCCAGCCAACAGUCAUGACGCUGACAUUCAUGGCCUGGAGAUGCUGGAGUGCAAGUAUAAAGUGGCAGUGACCGAGGUCAUCGACCUGAAGGCGGAGCUCAAGGUGCUAAAGGAGAAGUACAACCAGGCAGUGGAGGGCCAAGGGGAGAUCCCCUCUGAUGACAGGGUCCAAACUCUCUCUGAGCAGGUCACUAACCUGGAGCGUGUGUGUCGUGAGGCCAAGGAGAGGGUCAUUACACUGGAAGCAGAGCUCCGAGCGGCCUCAUCAGCCACAGUAGAGAGCCAGAGUGUGCUGAACACAGCCCAGGAUGAGUUGGUGACCUUCAGUGAGGAGCUGGCUCAGCUCUAUCAUCAUGUGUGUCUAUGCAACAAUGAGACUCCAAACCGUGUCAUGCUGGACUACUACAGGCAGAGCCGUGUCACUCGCGGUGGCAGUCUCAAAGGCUCAGAUGACCCCCGGGCUUUACUGUCCCCCCGCCUGGCCCGACGCCUGGCUGCCAUCUCUGCUGCCUGCUCCUCUGACCCUCAGCGCAGCCCCAUGGACUCCCCAUCUAAAGACACCAGCCACAGUGAGUCUACCUCUGGGGUAGACUCUCCAGCAUAUCAUGGGAGCCCAACCCGCACAGCCAGCAGUCUGUCCUCAUGUUCAUCCCCUGUACCCUCAGAGGCAGGGGACCUACGCAAAGAGCCCAUGAAUAUUUACAACCUCAAUGCGAUCAUCAGAGAUCAGAUUAAGCACCUGCAGAGGGCUGUGGACCGCUCCCUGCAGCUGUCCCGGCAGAGGGCUGCUGCCAGAGAACUGGCCCCUAUUCUUGACAAGGACAAAGAGUCCUGUAUGGAGGAGAUCCUCAAGCUGAAGUCUCUGCUGAGCACUAAGAGGGAACAGAUAGCUACCCUGAGGCUGGUGCUGAAGGCCAAUAAGCAGACUGCAGAGGUUGCUCUGGCCAAUUUGAAGAGCAAAUAUGAAAAUGAGAAGGCAAUGGUAACAGAGACCAUGAUGAAGCUGCGGAAUGAGCUGAAGGCUUUGAAAGAAGAUGCAGCAACAUUCUCAUCUCUCAGAGCUAUGUUUGCUACCAGAUGUGAUGAGUAUGUUACCCAGUUGGAUGAGAUGCAGAGGCAGCUGGCAGCUGCAGAAGAUGAGAAAAAGACACUGAACUCUCUUCUGCGAAUGGCGAUCCAGCAGAAACUGGCUCUAACACAACGUCUGGAAGAUCUAGAAUUUGACCACGAGCAGACACAUCGAGGCCGUGGCGCUAAAGUGCCCAAGAUUAAAAGCAGUCCUCCUAAAUUUUUUGUAGAUUGUCAGCAGCCUGCUGCCUCAGUAUCGCCAUUCUCCCAACCACUAAGGCGAGGGAGGCCCUCUCUUGCCCGCAGUCGUAGAUCUGCCCCAGAUGCCUCCGAGCAGCUCUCAGCCCGGUCUGGACACAGUGUUGCCCUCUCUGUGUGUGACCCUCGUAACUGCCUGUCCCACCAGCUCCACCAGCCGCCUGGGACCUGA